This is a messenger RNA of Colletotrichum godetiae, 2089 nucleotides long. RefSeq lists its product as uncharacterized. The transcript has 4 exons. The record is from RefSeq and is a predicted model, not a curated record. The coding region runs from base 360 to 1823 and encodes 487 amino acids. Lineage: Eukaryota; Fungi; Ascomycota; Sordariomycetes; Glomerellales; Glomerellaceae.
UCACUCCCCUAUUACCUAACGUAACUCAUGCCUUACCACGGUUCAGCUGUCGUUACGCCCUCCCGAUCAUCACACUUUUGCCGGUCCUUCACCUUGUCUGCUUAGAGCAACAACCCAUGUCUCCUCCAGCCACAUCCUUCGUUUCCCAAAUCCCCUCUGUUGAACUCAGUUUGACGAGCAGCCUACCCAUUCAAACCUCCCAUUGUACGGUUACAUCAUAGCAUAUCCGAAUGUGCACAGACACAUCGCUUCCGGCUCUCAUGCGGAUCGCUGAUUUUCUGCUCAGGAACCGUUUCCAAUUCAACUACCGGCACUGACGCCGAAGCCUCGUGGCUGCCGUCACACCUACGCUCUCCGCAAUGCUACCUCGGAGUCAGCUGCAAAUUCGCCGGAAUGGCCUGGUCGAGCUACAUGGAAUUCCGCCAAUCCUACGGCCCCUCCUUCGGACCUACCUCCUGGGCUAUGCUUCCGCUGUUGCUCCGAGAGUCCUUACGUUGCUGAUGCAAUACCUUACGAAAAAGCGCCGUCAAAUCGCAAAGGAGAACGGGUGCAUCGGGUUUGUGGCGCAACUGCGGCGGAUCGUCCUCGCCGGUCUAGACCCGCAACGGUUUCCAACCUUCUGUGCCUUGCUCGUUGGCGGCAGUACACUUUUAGAGGAGCCACUUCGACGUUUAUUUGAACGCAAUGCCAAAGGUCUUACAGAGGUGAUACGAACUAGACUCGCAAGAUGGGGCGCCACGUUUAUCGCUGCUUGGUUCAGUUUGCAGCUGUUGCAGUCCAAGAAGAGCUCGGCCUUUACAGGCACUGCUCCUGAGAAAUCUGAUAGCCCUCCUGGAGCUAAGCUCAAGGAGACUCGAUAUGGAGGACGAACUCUCGACUUGACGUUAUUCACAUUAACAAGAGCCCUGGAUGUUCUUGUUGGGGAAGUUUGGGCGCGAAGGCGAGCGCGCCGUGUAGCUAAAGGUAGUUGGACCAAGGCUGAGUGGAUUGUCGGCAGGUUCACUGACCCUUGCUUGUUCGUCACUUCGUGUGCUUUCAUCAUGUGGGCAUGGUUCUACCAUCCCGAAAGGCUCCCCAGCGGCUACAACAAAUGGAUCAGCUCGGCGGCAAACGUCGACAUGCGGCUGAUCGAGGCCCUCCAGAAGCUCCGUGCCAAUGAAAUGUCGUACGGCAAAAGUGGACAAGGAGAAUUGCUGCAAGGCAUGUGUGAGAAAUACGGAUGGCCGACCGAAUGGGGUGACCCAUCAAAGUCCAUACCCAUUCCGUGCGAGAUGGUGCACAUGGGCUGCGGUCCCUCGUGUGAACUUCACGCCAUCAGCCGCUUCUAUCGGUCGUGGAAGUGGUCCAUGGCCAUGUACUUGCCCCUGAGCGUGGCGCUUCUCCUGCGGGGGCCCAUCAACAGGAAGACCCUUGUACGGACUUUGCUAUCAUCAUCGAGGUCGGCGACGUUCUUGGGCGCAUAUAUCACUUUGUUCUAUUAUGGCGUCUGUCUCGCCCGUACCAGAAUCGGGCCUCAUAUCAUCGGCAAGGACCUGGCCGCGAGGCAAAAGAUGGACGCGGGAAUCUGUGUCCGCACGGGAUGCUGCCUCUGUGGCUGGAGCGUUCUCGUCGAGUCCGCCAGUCGUCGCAAAGACAUGGCGCUUUUCGUCGCCCCGCGGGCCAUGGCGACGCUGCUGCCUCGGCGAUACGGCAUGGACAAGCAGUGGAGGGAAACGCUCGUCUUCGCCGCCAGCACGGCUGUUGUUUUUACUUGUAUUCACGAGAACCAGACCCGUGUACGUGGCGUGCUAGGCGGUGUUUUGGGGAUGGUAUUGCGCAAUUAGAAAGAGAGUUUUGUGUUUCAUUGGCCAGUACACGCAAAUCAGCGUCGGAUAGGGGGUUCCAACACGGCAAAACAAAAACGAGUGGUUUGAAUAGAGACACUGAAGAUGGGUUAGAAUAUGGGUACACUUUCAUAUCUGGAUCCUUCUUGUUACAAUAAUGAGGCCAGGUAGAGCGAUUGGGGUCUGGUGCUAGAGUGUUAGCUAGUCUGAUGUAGUAGAACAAGAAACGCGGAAAGAUAUCGUGGUAUGCUUUCUGCUUCUCAGUA